AUGGCGCGAACCAGAGGGGCCAAGUCUUCCUCUCCUUCAAGCCGCAAGAAAGUCCCACGAGAGGAGCCCGUUCCAGGUCCCAUUUCUGAGCCUCCGCGGCUAAAAACAGUUUCCCCUCCGUUGAAGCCCGCGCCGCCAAAGCCUCCGGCGAGGCGUUAUCUCACCAGGUCAGGGGGUCGGCCACUGCAAAAGAGAGCCAGGGUUGAAAGCUCAGAGCCUAUUGACUUGACGGAGCAGUCCCCAGAACCCUUGCCAGUUCCAUCUCCGGCGCCGCCAGCAGAGCCUCAGGAGCCUCAGCCACCACUUCCCGAGCCCCAAAAUCCAUCUGAGAUAGCCCCUGAAGCAGUAAUCAGGCGGCCAAUGUUGACUCAGCCUCCAAUUGAGGGGAAUUUGGACUGUAGAGCUCAGCCAUUCCACUCCGAGCUGUGCUUUGACAUAGCUACAUUCCAAUUGCGGCCGGAGCUUGCACAGCUGCUGUGCCAAAUUCUGGAGCACCUGGGGUAUCCUACAGAGCCUCAGUUGGAGCGCAAGCGCAUUUGCCGAGAGGUAUUUACUCUCGAAAAAUGGAACAACAUGACAACUUAUAGAGUUGACCAGCCAGAGCGCCCACAGCCAGCUGCUAGGAGAGCAUUCCCACGACAUAUACCUGAGGGUAUACCUAUUGCUGCUCCUGCCAUUCCCAGAGCUCCACCAAGAGUUAUGCCGUUCAUUGGAGACCCUCACAGCAUCUCAGAGCAGCCUUGCUCAUGA
This is a messenger RNA of Vitis vinifera (wine grape), 750 nucleotides long. RefSeq lists its product as uncharacterized. NCBI's taxonomy places the organism in Eukaryota, Viridiplantae, Streptophyta, Magnoliopsida, Vitales, Vitaceae. The transcript is spliced from 3 exons. The coding region runs from base 1 to 750 and encodes 249 amino acids. The record is from RefSeq and is a predicted model, not a curated record.